This is a messenger RNA of Labrus mixtus (cuckoo wrasse), 2431 nucleotides long. RefSeq names its product histidine ammonia-lyase (gene hal). Lineage: Eukaryota; Metazoa; Chordata; Actinopteri; Labriformes; Labridae. The transcript has 20 exons. Gene Ontology annotation, molecular function: histidine ammonia-lyase activity. The coding region runs from base 33 to 1997 and encodes 654 amino acids. The record is from RefSeq and is a predicted model, not a curated record. Gene Ontology annotation, cellular component: cytoplasm. Gene Ontology annotation, biological process: L-histidine catabolic process.
CGCUCACUGCUGCAGACUCCCGCUGAAGCACAAUGCCUCGUUUUACCGUCCAUAUCCGAGAUGAGUGGCUAGCAGUGCCCUGCCGGGACACCACCAACACCAUCCGGUGGCUCGGACAAGAAGCCCUCAAACGUUACGUGAAAAACAAACCGGACAACGGCGGCCUCACGGAUGUUAAGGUCACCCACUUUGCGGUGCGCAGGUGCCAGGGUUUGGGUUUGCUGGACUCGGAUGAUACCAUCGAUGAUGUACUGGAGGAUAAUGACUUUGUUGAGCUGGCUAUUGAAGGCGACACCAUGUCUCCGGACUUCAUCCCAUAUGAGCCUGGAGUUUCUCAUCUUACAGCAGCAUACAAAGAACCCGGAGAAUAUAUCUGCCUGGACGGCAACAGCCUGACAUCCACAGAUCUGGUCAACUUAGGAAGAGGACUCUACAAGAUAAAGCUGACUAUGGAGGCAGAAAAAAAAGUUGUGAAAUCCAGAGAGCUUUUGGACACCAUUGUCAAAGAAAACAAAGUUGUCUAUGGGAUCACGACAGGCUUUGGCAAAUUUGCUCGAACAGUCAUUCCUGUCAGCAAGCUCAAGGAGCUACAGGAGAACUUGGUGCGCUCACACUCAGCCGGUGUGGGAAACCCGCUGAGCCCAGAGAGGACUCGCAUGCUGCUCGCUCUCAGGAUCAAUGUUCUGGCCAAAGGGUACAGUGGCAUUUCUCUGGAAACUCUCCAUGCCAUGGUCGAAGCCUUCAACGCUUCCUGCCUCUCCUUUGUCCCAGAGAAGGGAACAGUGGGUGCCAGUGGAGACCUGGCACCCCUCUCUCACCUGGCCCUGGGGCUGAUGGGAGAGGGUAAAAUGUGGUCUCCAAAGAGUGGAUGGGCAGACGCCAAAUAUGUCCUGGAGGCCCAUGGCCUGAAGCCGGUAUCACUAAGACCCAAAGAGGGUCUCGCUCUGAUCAACGGGACCCAGAUGAUCACCUCUCUGGGGGCAGAGGCCGUUGAGCGAGCCCAGGCGAUAGCUCAGCAGGCGGACAUCAUUGCUGCUCUGACUCUGGAGGUGCUAAAGGGAACCACCAAGGCCUUUGACAGUGACAUUCACAUGCUGCGUCCCCACCCAGGGCAGAUAGAAGUAGCCCAACGCUUCCGCUCGCUGCUGGACUCUGAUCACCAUCCCUCCCAGAUUGGAGAGAGCCACCGGUUCUGUGACAGAGUCCAGGAUGCCUACACCAUGCGAUGCUGUCCCCAGGUUCAUGGAGUCACAAACGACACAAUAAAGUUUGUCAAGAACAUCAUCAAUACAGAAAUCAACAGUGCCACAGAUAAUCCCAUGGUGUUCGCUGAGAGAGGUGAGACCAUUUCUGGUGGGAAUUUCCACGGUGAAUACCCAGCUAAGGCUCUGGAUUUUUUAGCCAUUGCCGUCCACGAGCUGGCCUCGAUCAGCGAGAGGAGGAUCGAGAGGUUGUGUAACCCCUCUCUCAGCGAGCUGCCGGCCUUCCUCGUCAACGAGGGAGGACUCAACUCCGGCUUCAUGAUUGCUCAUUGCACCGCUGCCGCCUUGGUUUCAGAGAAUAAAGUUUUGUGUCAUCCGUCCUCGGUGGACUCGUUGUCCACCAGUGCUGCCACGGAGGACCACGUGUCCAUGGGAGGCUGGGCUGCUAGGAAGGCACUGAGAGUCAUUGAGCAUGUGGAACAAGUUCUUGCUAUAGAGCUGUUAGCCGCCUGUCAGGGCAUUGAGUUCCUCCGCCCACUCCGUACCACCACUCCGCUGGAGAAGGUCUAUGAACUCGUGCGCAGUUUGGUCAAGCCGUGGAUAAAAGACAGGUUCAUGUCUCCAGACAUCGAAGCUGUUCAUCGUCUUCUAAUCGACCAGAAGGUGUGGGCUGUGGCCAAGCCUUAUAUUGACAAGUAUCAGACAGAGUACAUCCCUGAGUCCCGUCCCAUCUCUCCCACUGCCUUCUCUCUGGACCCUCCAGCAUCACCCCGGAAACGAGUUCGUCACGAGUGAAAGAAUGUCCUUUUUGUUGUUGCAAUGACUAAAAUGAAAACGAUGUUUUAUUAAGACUUUUGUGACUUUGACUAAAAACGAUCCUAAAUCUCGCUGAAGAUCAAAGAUUCUUUUUUCAGGGACUAAAUCAAUGCUUUGAUUUCUGAUGUGUUUACUAAUCCUUGGAGACAUGGUGGUAAUUUAAGAAAUGAGUGUACUUUAUAUGUAUUUCUCCACUAAUUAUUGGGUAUGGAACUUGUACUAAAGAGUUGUAUAUAUCUAACCCUUCUUUCUCCUUUGUGUGCCUAAUUGAGUUUUUAUUGCCACAUGACUACCUCAGCCACUGUACCAGAAGGAUAUCUAAUAUUUUUAAUGAUGCAUAUCAAACACUUAAAUGCUUAAAUGUUCUUUCCUUUGGUGUGCAAAUAAAAUCUAAAAUGAUCAUCUAUUCAUAA